Messenger RNA from Xylaria bambusicola, 1061 nucleotides. Its product is annotated as mitochondrial putative Oligoribonuclease. The record is from RefSeq and is a predicted model, not a curated record. The transcript has a single exon. Gene Ontology annotation, cellular component: mitochondrion. The coding region runs from base 96 to 629 and encodes 177 amino acids. NCBI's taxonomy places the organism in Eukaryota, Fungi, Ascomycota, Sordariomycetes, Xylariales, Xylariaceae. Gene Ontology annotation, molecular function: 3'-5'-RNA exonuclease activity; nucleic acid binding.
CCCUUGUAUGGAUUGACUGCGAGGUGAGCACCUAAUCAGAAGCCUCAUGUGUGCUCGGAGUAGCAACGAAUUUUUGACGCCUGAUUCCACUACAGAUGACGGGCUUAGACCCAGAUCGCGAAGAAAUCAUCGAGAUAUUCUGCAUCAUCACCACGGGCACACUGGAAGUCAUCGACGAGGAAGGCUGGCGCGCCGUGAUACACCAGUCGAAAGAGAGGAUGGACAUGAUGGAUGAAUGGUGCACAAGGACGCACGCGCAGUCCGGGCUGACCGCCGAGGUGAUCGCCUCCCAGGUGACGGCUGAGCAAGCAGCUGAGGACUUAUUGUCUUACAUCAAGAAGUACGUGCCGGAGAAGAGGACUGCGCUGCUGGCAGGGAAUAGCGUGCAUGCAGACCGCUCGUUCUUGUCCAAGGAGCCGUACAAGAAGGUAGUUGAACAUCUACACUAUCGGAUCUUGGACGUCAGUACUAUCAAGGAGGCGGCGCGUCGAUGGGCUCCCCGCGAGGUCAUUCGGAAAGCGCCAAGGAAACGGGGCCUUCACCAGGCCAAGGAGGACAUUCUCGAGAGUAUUGCGGAGGCGCGGUACUUCAAGGAAGCUCUCUUUGAUAAAAAGAGCAGCGAGCCUUGAGUGUUUGCAUGUACCUUACCUAAAACUUUACUUUUCGUACGAUGGAUAUGAUUCGAUAGCGUACUGAUCAAAGCUGAAAGGGCCACAACAUGCCUGUCAUCCCAUGUUCAACAGUUCCCGAACAUACCUACCUAUACUGAAGCCAUACCAUAUCUUCUCCCACGUUCACUUUUCUUGUGACCAAUGAAGUCCUCGGGUCAAGAAAAUUUGAUUCACAGCUGGACGGCCAUGCUAAAUACUAACAGAAUAGGUAUUAUUGAUUUUGUUAAGAGCUGCGAGCGCGUGGCAGCUCGGUUGGCCCUGGAUAAUUAUUCUACUCACCUCUAGACAGAGUCUCGAGAGUCUAGAUGCGGCCAGGGGUAAAAGUGAGGGGCAAUAUAUUGGAAGUAGCCUGUUCUGUGGCUGGCUUCCUCUGUAGGAGCUGAAGAUGGG